Molecule: messenger RNA, 2945 nt
Organism: Myxocyprinus asiaticus (Chinese sucker)
Lineage: Eukaryota; Metazoa; Chordata; Actinopteri; Cypriniformes; Catostomidae
Gene: cenpt
Product: centromere protein T
Exons: 13
Coding region: 140-2641 (833 amino acids)
Biological process (GO): mitotic cell cycle; chromosome segregation; kinetochore assembly
Cellular component (GO): kinetochore
Molecular function (GO): protein heterodimerization activity; DNA binding
Source: RefSeq, a predicted model, not a curated record
GGGAGUUUCGCGACUUUCAUCUCAAAGGCCAAACGGAUGGCUUGGCGUUGUUUUUCUUUGUUGUUUAAUUCAGUUUAGAUGUGGAUCACCUUUUGCACCUUUUCGGAUUAUUAUUUGUGAUUAUCUUCGAUAAAAAACGAUGGAUUCGGUAGAUGAGGAUAUAUCAGCUCGGGUUUUGUUGAGGAGAGUCCUGCACACCGAGUUACCCAGAUCUCCAGUAACCAGAAGUGUGACCCAUCUACGCCGCAGUAUGAGGUCAAAAAACACCCCUGGACUGGAGAGCCCUGGAGUCGCCCUGCGCCACAGACUCAAGAAAAAACUUCAUGAGAGUGCCUCUCACUCCCCCGUCCUUCCCCCUAAACGGCAGAAGUCACUGGGAGGAAAGACAAAUCCUCCAGCCACGUCCGCAUCCCCACUGUAUGAUGAGGACAUCACGACUCGUGGCCUGCUCAAGGGAAUCAUACAGACAGAGACUGAAACAUCACUACUGAUGUCGGGUCAGCCUUUACUGCAAAAUUCAGAACCAAACGCAGCAGAUUCUACCGCCUCCAGCACUGGAGAGAGAACUGAAGGUCUGUCUGGAAUGGAGUUGUCUGAUCUGACUCUACAUACUGAACCCCUGACACAUGUGGUGAGGGGAUUGAGCCGCAGGAAACCACAGCGUGCCCUCAGUGUAUCAUGGUUUGAGAAACAGCUGGAGCAACUGCCAGACAAAUCAGAAGUGGCGGCUGAUGUCUCUCAGGAGAAACAAGAUGUAUCUCAGGAUUUGGAUUUCUCUGCUGGAUCAAAGAGUGGCCUGAAUUUGACCUUAAAGACCCCAUUUGUGGAAAAGCGAACAGAGAGGGCAGGGCUUCAGAGGAAGGUGUCCAAUCGGAGGCUGCCAUCUGUGGAUGCAUUCGACGAGGCUGUGCAGAGAUGUCUUGAGCAGGGCUAUAACCAAGGUAACUCUGUAUUUCAAGAUGGAAAAUCUCUAGAAGAUUCUUCAUGGCAGAAGUUCACUCUCGGUCUCAAUGAUGUUACUGAGCUUUACGUGCAGCCUGCAGGCUCGACUGCUCAGCUGAAGAGACACGACACCUUGGUACCAUCUGCAGAGCUCGAGAGAGAACAUGAUCUCGAGAGAAAUGGAGAAGAAAAUCUAGAAACUCAGGAUGGUGAUAUUCCUGAAGUCCCUGAGCUUUUAAACAAAGAAGACAAAGAGCAUGACAUGGAGUCUGCAUCACAGGAUGUGGAACAGGAGGAGAUGGUACCUUCAUCCCAAGAGGCAGGAGACGGCAUGUCUUUGAGUUCUGUAAAUGAGAUCGUACUUGCUCCCACGCAGGCGAUGACGGAGUCACUUCCUGAAUCACAGGAUGUGGAGAUACCAGAGACCCAAACAGAGGAGGAUGUUGAGGAGGAGAAUGUUCCAGGGGACAUAGAUGCAUCAACAAAUCAAGAGCGAAUAACUCGCAGAGCGCACCGCUCAGAAGGUGGAGGUGUUGUUUUAGGAGUUCCACCAGGUUCAAGAGUCACAAAGAGCCUUGGCACUGGAUUGAACCCCAGAGAAAAAGAUCUUCUGGAUUUUGUUAACGGGAGUAGAGAGAGUUUACAGAACAUUCCUGAUGAAGAAAUCAAACCACAAGAUGGCCCUGUGUCCCCUCUUUACCCUGCGGCAGAGGUCAACACACCUGAGCGAAGGUCGCAGAAACAUGUGUCAAGUCUGGCUGAGGAAGAUUUGCCACAAUAUGCAGGUGAUGAUGCCCCAGAGGAGGUGAACCAGUCAGAGGAAGAGGAUAUGAUAGAGCCUGAGGAAGUCUAUCAGAGCACUGAACAUCAUUCACCAGCUGAAGAGGAAGAGGACUUGAUUGACUCUGAGCCAGACAAUCAGAGCGCUGAACCUCAAUCACCUGAUCUAGAUGAACAGGAAGACAACAUAAUAGAGCCUGAGGCAGCCAAUCAGAGCGCUGAACCUCACUCACCUGAUCUAGAUGAACAGGAAGACAUCAUGAUAGAGCCUGAGGCAGCCAAUCAGAGCGCUGAACUUCACUCACCUGCUCCAGAUGAACAGGAAGACAUCAUGAUAGAGCCUGAGGCAGCCAAUCAGAGCGCUGAACCUCACUCACCUGCUCCAGAUGAACAGGAAGAGGAAGAAGAUGAUGAUGAUGAUGAUGCUCGUAGUGCAGAGCUGUCCAUGAAAACGCCUGCUUUUGUACGACAGAAGAGAGUGAUCGCAAGUCCUUGUGCUCGGGAUACUCCCACAGUCCUUAAGCAAUUGAAUGCUGGUCCUGCCUCUCAGGUUGCCAAACGAGCCCGCAGACAGAAGCGUCAGACAGGCAGCAAUGUUCUUCCCAAGAGUUACAUCAUGAGUGUGUUCAAACACUUCGCAAAGACAAAAGUGGCCAGUGAUGUCUUCCCUGCCAUAAAUGAAAUUCUUAAGAAAUACUUCGAUCGUCUAGCAGAUGAUCUGGAAGCAUACGCUGCACAUGCCAAACGUAAAACUAUUGAAGUUGAAGAUUUUGAGUUGCUCAUGAGAAGGCAAGGGUUUGUGACAGACAACACACCUGUGAACAUACUGAUAGAGAAAUAUCUUCCACUGGAGUAUCGCAAACUCCUCAUUCCCGUUGCAACCAGUGGAAACAAAGUCAUUCCGAAUCAAAGGAGGUGAAUGAUGGACGGGACAACUUUGCUUAUCAGAAUAUCUUCUUGUAAAUAUGUUCUUACUAUCUUGUUUGGUAGAUAAGGAUGAUUUGUGCAAUAUAUAAAUGCUAUUUGUUUUAUGCAGCACUGUUAAGAAAAGUAAUAAAUUCUUUGUUCUUUGUAUUUUGGCCAUCUAUGUAUGUUUUCUUAAAUGCAAAAAGUUUUUCCCAGCAGACAUUAAAGACUUGAUGAAAUUAACUUUUUUUUUUUUUUACUUCAAAUAUGUCCCUGAUCUUACUGUGCAUAACAGUAGAAGAAAAAUAAAAGCUUGC